CUGAAUUUCGCUUUCACCGAAAAAACUUCACUUUCCUGAACAUAAAGAUAUCAGUGGUCUGUUUGUUUCUGACUCGUAAGGUUGAUGGAUGCAGAGGGAGACAAAUACAAUAUGAUAAAUUUUGAAGAAACCGAGUUGCGACUCGGCCUCCCUGGCGAGUCACAACUCAAGAGCAGUGGUGGAAAGAGAGGUUUCUCAGAGACAGAUACUGUGGAUUUGAAGCUUAAUCUUUCUUCCAAUAACGACUUGGGUUCUGCCUCAGUUUCACCCUCAUCUGUGGCUGCAGACAAGGUUAAAGAGAAAACUUCUGCUGCUACUACUACUGCAGAUCCUCCUCCUCGCUCUAAUGACCCAGCAAAACCACCUGCGAAGGCACAAGUUGUGGGUUGGCCACCAGUUCGAUCCUUCAGAAAGAACAUAGUGAAUGUUCAAAGGAACAGCAACGAUGAAGCAAAGAAGACUAGCACUGUCACUGUCGCCGCCACCACCAGCAACGGCGCCAACAGUGGAGGAGCAUUCGUGAAGGUGAGCAUGGAUGGUGCACCAUAUCUACGCAAGGUGGACCUGAAGUUGUACAAAAGCUAUAAAGAGCUGUCAGAUGCGCUGGCUAAAAUGUUCAGCUCAUUCACCGUUGGCAAAUGUGGGUCCCAAGGCAUGAAGGACUUUAUGAAUGAGAGCAAAUUGAUAGACCUUUUGAAUGGCUCUGAUUAUGUACCCACAUAUGAAGACAAAGACGGAGACUGGAUGCUCGUGGGUGACGUGCCUUGGGAAAUGUUCGUUGAAUCAUGCAAGCGCCUACGCAUAAUGAAAGGUUCUGAGGCAAUCGGGCUAGCGCCAAGGGCAGUGGAAAAGUGCAAGAACAGAAGCUGAAGUCAUUUGCUUGUUCCGUAAACAAUCUGCUUGGUUGUUCAUCGAUGUCACAAGGAAGCAAUUGGCUCGAGCAAGGUCGAGUCUGAUAUAGGAAUAAGAGUUUUAUUAUUAUAUUAUUAUUAUUAUUAUUUUGAUUUUUAUGUAUCUGUCCUAUCUUCUUGUAAUUUUCUUAUAUGUGUAUUAUAUGAAUGAGAAAAUAGUUGGAAAUUCAUUAGGGACAAGAAAUAAUAUAGGAGAUGUAAUUAUAUGAAUAUGACCCCCGUUUUUGUUUCCAAGGGAAAAAAAGUACGACUUUGUCCAUUGCCUGUGUGCUUGACUAAUGAUAAUAUAUGGCAAUGUUUCCAGUUAUCAUAACUGGUUUUUGUCCCCUCCAAUUUUUAAAUUGUAAGUGACCACAUGU
Gastrolobium bilobum is the source of this 1270-nucleotide messenger RNA. RefSeq names its product auxin-responsive protein IAA16-like. Gene Ontology annotation, molecular function: protein binding. Gene Ontology annotation, cellular component: nucleus. Lineage: Eukaryota; Viridiplantae; Streptophyta; Magnoliopsida; Fabales; Fabaceae. The transcript has 4 exons. The coding region runs from base 85 to 870 and encodes 261 amino acids. The record is from RefSeq and is a predicted model, not a curated record. Gene Ontology annotation, biological process: regulation of DNA-templated transcription.